Messenger RNA from Tripterygium wilfordii, 2142 nucleotides. Its product is annotated as glucan endo-1,3-beta-glucosidase 12-like. Gene Ontology annotation, molecular function: hydrolase activity, hydrolyzing O-glycosyl compounds. Lineage: Eukaryota; Viridiplantae; Streptophyta; Magnoliopsida; Celastrales; Celastraceae. Gene Ontology annotation, biological process: carbohydrate metabolic process. The record is from RefSeq and is a predicted model, not a curated record. The transcript is spliced from 3 exons. Bases 534 to 1844 code for a protein of 436 amino acids.
AACAAAGCUACAGAGUGACCUCACAAUAGAAAAAGAACAGAAACAAAGAUGGAAAAAAAAAACAGAAUCCAAGGCCACAAUAAAGAUAACAGAAAGAAAAAAUGGCUGUUCUGAACCUCUGGUGCCUGGUGGGUUAUUAAAACGACGCCGCUACACUAAUUGCUCACGGGAGUUCCCUCGAAAUAGGCAAGAGUCUGGUCCUCUUCAAAAGAGUCACGAUCUCGGUUUCAUGAGAGAGAGAGGGAGAGAGACCUACAGUAUCUGUUGGUCAGUUGGUUGGGUCUUACAAAAGUUCACACUCCCCACACCAUCUGUUGUGCCUGUUCCAUGUUCCCGUACAUUGUGCAGACAGCAGACAUAUGAUCUUUACGGGCUCUGUAGUCUGUAGUUGGGAACCAGAAGUUCCCUCGCUAAUGGCUUCCUCUGCAAUCUAAAACCCAGUUUAUAUACCAUAAGUUUCUUAGCUAAUGACUUCCUCCGCAAUCUAAAACCCAGUGCUUUGAAGAAGAGUACAGUACAGAUCUUACGGCAAAAUGUUGAAGAUGGUAUUGCCAGCCCUUCUUUUCAUUCUCUGUUUUCUGGGUCUUACUGGUGCAGGUCAAGAAUCUAUUGAGCUACUUAAGCUCUAUGACACAGAGGUACUUAAAGAGUCUUCCCACUCUGGGAUUCCAAUAGCAGUUUCUGUGAACAGUGAAGACCUUAAUGAAGUUUCCAGCAGUGUUUUGAUGGCUGAGAGUUGGCUGAGGACCCAUGUUCUAGCUCAUUUUCCUAAAACCAAAAUCACCACCAUUGUUGUGGGUGAUGGUGUUCUCUGUCAAAAAGACCAAGAACUCUUGGGUCAAGUUCUGCCAUCUCUCAAGAACAUCCAUUACUCUCUUACCAGGUGGGGUUUGGAAAGAGAAAUCAAGGUGUCUGCCUUUUUCUCCUAUUGUUGCUUCCAUCAAGAGUCUGCUCUUUUCAGAGAUGAUUUGGCUAGGAAAGUAACUAAGCCUCUACUAGGGUUUCUUCACACUAUAAACUCUACUUUCUCGCUGAACCCACCUCCAAAUGUCUCCCCAUUAUCAAAGGAAACUCUGAGUUUAAUCUCUUCCUCCUCAGAUUCCAUGAAAAAGCUUGGAUUUUUGGGACUCAACAGGGUCAAUGUUCUAGUCACUUCCCCAAAACAGGAAACAGUCAUUAGCAGAAAACUUUCAAGCAUUGAAUCCAAGCUUGUCAAGCCACACCCUGCAAGGCCAACCCCCUUACCUGAAAUCUCAAAAUCUCCACUUCAUUCCUUCACUGAUUUCUCUGUGCCUGCCACUGUAAUCAAAAGCCCCAUUGUUCCACUACCCCAUACUUUUUCAAUACCACCAUUAUCUUUUCCUCAUGAUCCUCCCCCUCCCAGAUCCUCCCCCCAAGCUUAUCCACCCCCAUUGUCUUUCCCACGCGCCUCUCCUCCACCAAUGACCUUUCCUUUCGCACCAGAACUACCUCCUGGUAUGGGUUUUGCAACUCCCCCUUAUGGUUUUACAUUGCCUCCCUGUGCUCCAACUGAGGCGGCAGCACCGGCUCCAGGGAAUGGGAUGGUGCAAAGACUCUGGUGUGUGGCUAAGCCUAGUGUUCCCUCAGAGACACUACAGUUGGCAAUGGAUUAUGCAUGUGGUGAAGGUGGUGCCGAUUGUUAUGAGAUUAUGCCUCAAGGGAGCUGUUUCUAUCCUGACACUGUUGUUGCUCAUGCUUCUUAUGCCUUCAACAGCUACUGGCAGAAGACCAAGAGAAAUGGAGGUACUUGCAACUUUGACGGGACUGCUAUGCUUAUCAAUGCUGAUCCAAGUUUCCUUCACUGCAGUUUUGUUCUUCGCUAGAGAGAGUAAUGCAAAUGAUAGAGAAUCAUCGGGCUCUACUUCUACAUGUGGGAUCAACCGGGACAGAUUACAAAUGUGUUCUUGCCUCUUUUGUCAUCAACUUAGUAGCUAGUAUGCACCCAAAUUAGAAAACUUUCUCCUCUCAAAUUUUUGUAGCUAUGGUGUUAUCCAAUGUAAGAAUGGAAGAAUCUGGCAUGAAUCCAAAAUCUAUACUCUUGCUGCUGCUCCUCUGUAUAUGUACCAAUUUCCCAAUGAUUCCGCGUACUUAAAUGGCAAUGGGGGUAUGUUCUUAUGAAAA